This is a messenger RNA of Lutzomyia longipalpis, 682 nucleotides long. RefSeq names its product U6 snRNA-associated Sm-like protein LSm8. Lineage: Eukaryota; Metazoa; Arthropoda; Insecta; Diptera; Psychodidae. The coding region runs from base 121 to 411 and encodes 96 amino acids. Gene Ontology annotation, biological process: mRNA splicing, via spliceosome. The record is from RefSeq and is a predicted model, not a curated record. Gene Ontology annotation, molecular function: RNA binding. The transcript is spliced from 2 exons. Gene Ontology annotation, cellular component: U4/U6 x U5 tri-snRNP complex; U6 snRNP; precatalytic spliceosome.
AGUUUUUCUAACCUCCAAAAAAACAAACAAAGUGACAUAACCUUAAAAAAAAACUUGCGGAAGUGCUCUGUUUGUUUACAUAUUUUCUCAAGGAAAAUCCUUUAAUUUUCGCCAAGCCAAAUGUCAUCAGGACUGGAAUCCUACAUAAAUAACACAGUGUCAAUAAUAACUGCCGAUGGCAGGAAUUUCGUGGGGACACUGAAGGGAUUCGAUCAGACCAUCAAUGUAAUCCUCGAUGAGUCACACGAACGCGUCUUCUCCCCCACAACGGGCAUUGAGCAAGUUGUCCUUGGUCUGCACAUCAUCCGCGGUGACAAUAUAGCUGUUAUUGGGCAAAUUGACGACGCUGUGGACAGUCGAUUGGACUUCUCCUCAAUACGAGGAGAGCCUCUUGGGCCAGUAGUUCAUUAGGAAAGGAAAAGAAACCACAAUGCAGGCUCCUUUAAGUACACAAAAUCUCUAUUCCAAAAAACAAUUCACAAAAAAUACUUGUUAAGUCUACACAUCCGGAUACAUCAGAGCGGUGGAAUGUGGGCUGGAAACAUUAGCAUCCAGCAGCGUACGAGGCUCACAGCUGUCCGGGAGGCAUUUAUCCUCGCCCCGCUGCCGGAGGACGGAACAAAAAUAAUUUGGGGAUGAAAAGAGAAAAAUAAAUUUCCGGGUGAGUCCUCUCUAAACGAUA